Daphnia pulicaria is the source of this 1589-nucleotide messenger RNA. RefSeq lists its product as uncharacterized. Bases 75 to 1157 code for a protein of 360 amino acids. The transcript has 6 exons. The record is from RefSeq and is a predicted model, not a curated record. NCBI's taxonomy places the organism in Eukaryota, Metazoa, Arthropoda, Branchiopoda, Diplostraca, Daphniidae.
CUAGUUUUUUACAUCCACAAAAUAAAGUUAGAGGAAGGGGUCGCUCAAAAAAUUCGAAGUUUUUUUUUGAUGACAUGGCAAAGGGAAAUCAUUCCCAUCUCGGCGAAAACAUGAGAAACGUACAUUUCAGAUCGCGGACUUUUGUUCUUAUAGGAUUAGCGUUGGCGGGUUUUGCCAUCUUCAGUUACUGGGGACUUUCAACUCAAAAUAGCGACCUGCAAGUCAAAAUUGAACGACUCGAGGACAACCUCAACAUUGGUACUCGAAAGCAAAGGGAUCUUGAGGAUGAGCUACAGGCCAUGGUGAAAAAAGCCAACGAUCUGCAGAAAGCAAAUGCAAAGCUACAAUCUGAACUGCAACAGAAAGAGAACCUUAUAUCAGCUCAAGGUGUGGAAGGGUCCCAAUGGCGGGACAAAGUACGAAAUGCAGAAGCAGAAGUUGAAAAGUUCAAAACAGAUAUAGCAGACAAAUUGAAAAAGUUGCAAGAUUUGCAAAAGCAGGUUGCUACCUACUCACAAGAUAUUUCACUCAAGGAAUCAAAAUUAAGUGAAGCACAAGACCUUAUUAAAAAGUUGCAAGCUGAUCCUCAUAGUGUGCACAACAUAACCAGCCUCCUUUCAAAUCUAAAAAUUGCAAGCAGUAGCUCAGCAGCCCCUCCCGCCGAUCCUAGUCUCGUUCUGGCGAAACCCAACAGCGAAAAGGACGACGACGACGAUAAGAAACUUGAAAAACGGCAAGAAAAUGAACCAGUAGUCGGAAGACCGCAGAUUGAAGAGAAUGCUGUAGCUGUCAAACCUGAAGAAGAAUUAGAACUGGUUGAUCCCAAGGAGAACGUGGUGGAACAUCCAGAAGCAGAGAACGACGAGACCAAAUUCAAGGAAAUUCGAGAAGAAAUGGACAUUGGCGAACUAGAUAAGAACAUUGCGAAUGCAGCCGAAAGUUCCAAGGAGGUCAAUGACAACGUAAUCAACGAACCGAAUCUUAUCAAUUCUCAAGGUGAAAACCUUGAUGAAGAACCCCAACUUUUAGAUACCAACCCGCGGUUCCGCAACUUCAAAGCUCGAGUCAUGAACAAGAAAGCCGACGACGACAACAAUUUACCUGAAGAUCAAGAAAUCGAAAACGAGCACGAAGACGACCGAGUGGACAAUAAAUAAGUUGCAGUGCCAAUAUUUUUGUUAGCAUUUGUUACAGAGAUUUCGUCAUUUUUUGUCAUGUCAUUUUUUCCCAAAAUGAUCUUUUUUAAAAACUGAAUGUACUACUGAAUGUAUUUCAAUCUCUUCCACUCUGCUGGUAUGCUUCCACAAAUACUGAUUCUGUGUUUCGGUAAAUUUCUUGUGAAUCUAACAUUAUCAUGCCUUAGAUAUAUAACGACAGCUAUUUUCGAUUCUGAUAAGUUAGGCUGUCGGUUAUUAUGUUUUGAUUAUGUUAAUUACGAUACUCUUUUUUUCUGUUAUCUUUCGUCACAUCCGUGCGCUGAAUCCAUCAAGUCGCAUGACAUACGCUCACACGUUAUCCUCAUACCAUUAUAUAUUGAGUCUGUUUUGUGUAUUCAUAUUUCAGUCUGGUUAAUAUAUUGAUAAUCCUUA